This is a messenger RNA of Geodia barretti, 1458 nucleotides long. The record is from the annotation of a GenBank genome assembly. Lineage: Eukaryota; Metazoa; Porifera; Demospongiae; Tetractinellida; Geodiidae.
AUGUGGAGACGAUUCUCGCCUCCGUCGCGCAAGACGGGCCGGCUCCUCAUCACCCAUGAGGCCGUGCAGCGUUGCGGUUGGGGAGCGGAAAUCGCCGCCAUGGCCGCCAAGGACGCUUUCGAUUAUCUCGACGCACCCAUCGAGCGCGUCUGCGCCAAGGAAACGCCGGUGCCCUUUUCGCCCAAGCUGGAAUCCUACGUCAUUCCCGACAAGGAUGACGAGCAAAGAUUCAUGGCCACUCCCCUCCCGAUGCCCAAACUCGGCCUCACCAUGGAAGAAGGCACCAUCCUCAAGUGGCGCAAGGGCGAGGGUGAAGCGGUCGAAAAGGGCGAGAUUAUUCUCGACAUCCAGACCGACAAGGCGACUGUCGUUCCCUGCGGCACGGACAUCGCCGUCAUCGGCGAGACGGGAGAGGACAUCAGCGGCUUUGGAGGCGGCGGGCCCGCCGAAACCCCCGUGGAGGCGGAACCCGGCGCGGCGGAUGCGCCCCCGGCGCCACCACCUGCCCCUGCUCCUCCCCUGUUCCAGCGGCGCCCCUCCCCGCACAGCCGGCGCCUGCGGGCAGCGGUUUUCGCCAGCCCGGCGGCAAGGCGCGUGGCUCGUGAACUCGGAAUCGAUUCCGCGCCCUCACAGGCUCGAGGCCCCGGCGGAAGAAUCGUGCAGGCCGACGUGCGAGCGGCGGCGGCAUCGGGCCUUACCGCUGCGCACGGCCGCCGCGAGCGGCCCCGCGGCCGUGGCCGCUUCCACGCCCCUGGCCGGUAUGCGGAAAAUCAUCGCCGAUCGCAUGCUCUCAGUUGGUCCCAGGUGCCGCGAAUCACCAUGCAGGCCGAGGUGGACCUCACGAACCUCCUCGCCGUGCGCGAAGCCGGCCGCCAGGCGUGGGAGAACGACCUCGGCGUCAGGGUAUCCAUCAACGAUCUCAUCCUCUUCUACACCGCCCGCGCCGUGCGCCGCUGCCCGGCCGUGAACGUCCGCCUCGCCGAAAACGCCCUGGAACAGAUGCGGGAUGUGAACAUCGGGGUGGCGGUAGCCGUCGAGCAGGGACUGAUGGUGCCCGUCAUCCGGGGCGCCGACCAGAAAUCCAUCGACGCCAUCUCGCGCGAGUCGAGAGCGCUGGCCGAGGCGGCCCGCGCGGGCGCCUUGGGGCUGGAUGCGCUGGAGGGAGGCACCUUCACGGUCUCGAAUCUGGGCGCCUACGGGGUGGACCAUUUCAGCGCCAUCAUCAACCACCCCGAAUCCGCCAUCCUCUCCGUGGGCGCGGCGCGAGAGCGCGCCGUGGUGCGAAACGGCGAGGUCGUGGCCCGGACGACGGUCUACGUCGGCAUCAACGCCGACCACCGCCUGGUCGACGGCGCGCCGGCGGCCGAGUUCCUUUCUACGCUCAAAGGACAUGCUGGAGCACCCCAAGGUGAUGCCCGCAUAAACAACAACCCUUCUAGUAUCAAUAUCUUGCAAUGA